This is a messenger RNA of Melitaea cinxia (Glanville fritillary), 6328 nucleotides long. RefSeq names its product ubiquitin carboxyl-terminal hydrolase 7-like (gene Usp7). Bases 479 to 3847 code for a protein of 1122 amino acids. Lineage: Eukaryota; Metazoa; Arthropoda; Insecta; Lepidoptera; Nymphalidae. Gene Ontology annotation, molecular function: cysteine-type endopeptidase activity; protein binding; cysteine-type deubiquitinase activity. Gene Ontology annotation, biological process: regulation of protein stability; protein deubiquitination. The transcript has 23 exons. The record is from RefSeq and is a predicted model, not a curated record. Gene Ontology annotation, cellular component: nucleus; cytosol.
ACAUCACUACAGUGAAUGUGAGAGAAUGAUAAAAUGGUGCAUUCGUCGAUCAAACCGGGCCACACAUUCGAAGCCAGAAAUUAAAUUAGACGUCCACCAUUUUGUUUAUUUUUACGAAAAUAUAUAUUAAGUCGGAAACAAUAGUGAAAUUUUGUACUUCGCCGAAAUAUAGCGCUAUCAAUGUAAUUCUGGCAAUGAUUGUUAGAUUAGGAAUGUGCAAUUAGCGUUCACUGCUGUCGAGCUCUUGUUGAAAUUUGCAGACAUCGGCCGCGCCGCUAGUAAACACUCUUCGAAAAUUAACACCUUAUCUUCUAAGAAAAAUAAAAAUCCAGGUGCGCAGAGUGUUCGAGUUGAUGAGAAAGGUCCGUUGAAAUUCGUUCAGCGAAUAUUUAGAAAGCCCAAAGGGAAUAAUCCCUUGGCAUUAAAGGAAAUCUCAAAAAGUUGUGGGCGACAGUCCCCGGUGGCGCGCCCGGCUAACAUGAAUCACACGCCUGCUCCUGACAGGCCGCAGCACGACCCUAAUGUGAACCAAGUCGAAGAAAUGGAAACUCAAGAAGUUGAAACUGUUGAUGCCGUUGAAGAUAAGAUUUGGGUUGAAGAUUUAAUGAAAGGACCCAAUGGAGGUGUAGUCAUAAGUGAUGUUAUGAAGAACCAAGAGACAUCAUCAACUGAUAUGGCUCUGGCUUGUCUGGAUGCUGAAAUGGAAGAUGAUGAGGCAAGGUCAGAGGCCACUUUUCGGUUCACGGUUCCCAACUUCAGAAAUCUUAAGGACUCCGUGCUUUCACCACCAUGCUAUGUUCGUAACCUUCCAUGGAAGAUCAUGGUCAUGCCACGACAGGCCCCCUCUCCUGACCGUCAACAACAGAAAUCGCUGGGUUUCUUCCUACAGUGUAAUGGGGAAAGUGAGUCGUCUAGCUGGUCUUGUUAUGCAAUGGCUGAGUUAAGACUGAUCUCUCAUAAACCAGAAGUCGAAACAUUUUAUAGGAAAAUUCAACAUUUGUUUUAUAGUAAGGAGAAUGAUUGGGGGUUUUCGCAUUUUAUGUCAUGGAACGACGUGUUAGAUCCUGAAAAAGGUUAUGUAAAGGAUGACACAAUUACUUUAGAAGUUCAUGUUACUGCUGAGGCGCCCCAUGGAGUUUCGUGGGAUUCUAAGAAGCAUACCGGCUAUGUCGGAUUGAAAAAUCAAGGAGCAACUUGCUACAUGAAUUCUUUGUUGCAAACACUAUACUUUACGAACCAGUUAAGAAAGGCUGUCUACAAAAUGCCUACAGAGUCGGAUGAUAGUACUAGAUCAGUCGCAUUGGCCCUUCAAAGAGUUUUCUAUGAGUUACAGUUUUCGGAUAAACCUGUUGGCACAAAAAAACUUACAAAAAGUUUUGGGUGGGAAACACUUGAUUCAUUUAUGCAACAUGAUGUUCAGGAAUUUUUGCGGGUACUUUUAGACAAACUAGAAAGUAAAAUGAAAGGUACAUGUGUUGAAGGCACUGUUCCCCGCUUGUUUGAAGGCAAAAUGACUUCAUACAUAAAGUGCAAAAAUGUCAAUGUGUCUAGCACAAGAGUUGAAACUUUUUAUGAUAUACAACUGAACAUAAAAGGAAAGAAAAACAUCGACGAGUCGUUCAAGGACUACAUCAGCACGGAGACGCUGGACGGCGAGAACAAGUACGACGCGGGCGAGCACGGGCUGCAGGAGGCGGAGAAGGGCGUGAUCUUCGCCACCUUCCCGCCCGUGCUGCACCUGCACCUCAUGCGCUUCCAGUACGACCCCAUCACCGACAGCUCCGUCAAGUUCAACGACAGGUUCGAGUUCUACGAGCACAUCAACCUGGACGCGUACCUGCAGGAGAAGCCGGAGACGCCGGCCGACUACACAUUGCACGCCGUGCUCGUGCACUCGGGCGACAACCACGGCGGCCACUACGUCGUCUUCAUCAACCCCAAGGGCGACGGAAAGUGGUGCAAGUUCGACGACGACGUGGUGUCGCGCUGCACGAAGCAGGAGGCCAUCGAGUACAACUACGGCGGCCACGACGAGGACAUGGCGCUCACCGUGCGCCACUGCACCAACGCCUACAUGCUCGUCUACAUCCGAGAUUCCCAGCUGAAGACUGUUUUACAGGAAGUCACGCAGGCAGACAUACCGACGGAGCUUAGCGAAAGAUUAGCGGAGGAAAAAAGAAUUGAAACCAUCCGGCGCAAGGAGCGCAACGAGGCGCACCUGUACAUGAACGUGAACGUGGUGCUGGAGGAGGCGUUCGACGGCCACCAGGGCAACGACCUGUACGACCCCGAGCGCGCGCACUACCGCGUGUUCCGCGUGCGCAAGCAGGCCACCGUGGCCGAGCUGCUGGACACGCUGGCCGACAGCUUCCGCUACCCGCUGCGCCAGCUGCGGCCCUGGCCCUUCUCCGCGCGCUCCAACCAGACAUGUAGACCGACAUGCCUUGACCUGGUUAACGAUCAAAGCAAGACUAUAGCGGAUAUAUCAGAGAAUAUGAAUCCAUGGAACAUUUUCUUGGAAAUGUUACCCCCUGACUCCGGCUUCAGCGCACUCCCACCGUUCGACAAGGAAAACGACGUGGUCCUCUUCUUCAAGUACUACGACCCUAAGCAGAAGCGAAUUCACUACUGCGGCCAUCACUACCUGCCCAUAGCUAGCAAACCAACUGACCUCAUACCGAUACUUAAUAAACGAGCUGGUUUUCCACCUGACACACCACUUGUCCUCUAUGAAGAAAUCAAACCAGACUUUGUCGAGAAAAUCAACAACUACAAUGAUCCCCUGGAAAAGGUAUUGGACGAGCUGAUGGACGGCGACAUCAUCGUGUUCGAGCGCGCCGACAACCGGCACGAGGAGCUGGAGCUGCCCACGUGCCAGGACUAUUUCAAGUACAUAUUCUACAAGGUCGAGGUGCAGUUCGUCGACAAGACCGUGCCCAACGACCCCGGGUUUACAAUGGAGUUGUCCAUGCAAAUGCGUUACGAUCAGAUGGCGCGGGCGGUCGGACAACGGCUUAAUGUAGAUCCUUUCUUAAUACAAUUUUUCAAGUGUCAAAAUUACAAAGAUACUCCAGGACUGCCUCUCAGAUACUCUUAUGAUGGAAUACUUAAGGAUUUGCUAGUGUACUGUAAACCAAAGUGCCCUAAGAAAUUGUUUUAUCAGAUUUUAUCUAUUAAAGUUAAUGAAUUAGACAACAAAAAACAAUUUAAAUGUUUAUGGGUUGGCCCGAAUUAUAAAGAAGAUAAAGAAUUAAUUUUAUAUCCUAAUAAAGGUGGUAAAGUAGCGGAUAUUUUAGAAGAGGCUGCAAAAGUUGUAGAAAUGUCUCCAGAGGGUUCUGGAAGAUUACGAAUCGUGGAAGUAUCUUGUCAUAAAGUACUACCCGGUCCAGACCCCGAGCUCACGCUGGAUCAGGUGACCAUAUCGCCGCCCAGACUGUAUAGAAUAGAAGAAAUUCCUCGGGAUGAGAUUAACUUACAGGAGGACGAGAUACUAGUACCGUGCGCGCAUUUCCACAAACAAGUGUACGCGACCUUCGGCAUUCCGUUCUACACGCGCGUGAAGCACCACGAGCCCUUCCAGGCGCUCAAGGAUCGUCUGCAGCAGAAACUCGACAUACCGGACAAGGAAUGGGAAAAGUACAAUUUUGCUAUAGUAACUAAUGGCAGACCUAACCACAUAAGUGAAGGAGCAAUAAUGAAUAUAAACGAUUUUAGACCAAACACCAAUGCAAAUCUGUCGCUGCCAGACGCGACGGGGCGGCCGUGGCUGGGCCUGGAGCACAUCAACAAGACGCCCAAGCGCUCGCGCGUCAACUACCUCGAGAAGGCCAUCAAGAUAUACAACUGAGCCGCGCUGGCGCUGGCCCCGCACCCAGUAAAAUACACUUUAUAGCAGUACGCUCUGUCGCCGACGAUCCGCAGCCCUUCGUGACCCGUGCUUCGUUGUUUGAGAUUGUCGCAAGAAAUUGUGUCGCCAUCGCUAAAUGUCUGUCGAUUCGCCCACUGUAUACUAACUGUAUUUUUUCUCUUUACGUUAUGGUUUUUCGCACUGUUUCUGUCUCUUUGGUAAUUUACGUAUAGAUUACAGAAAAGCGAUAGAUUUAAUAUAGUAACAGUUUUGAACAAUUUUCCUGCAGUAGUCGUUUUUUAUACGACGACGUGGGGCGACGCUUUUUCUUGGUGUACGUAUUGGUGUUCCAUUGUGGGUUAAUAUUUUCAUAUUUUCAAACAGUAAUGUAUGUUAAUGUGAAAACUACAGCAUAUGUUUUAUAUAAAUGUGAAUAUUUAAUGAAAAGAUUUAAUUUGAUUUUUUAUUUAUAUAAUUUGAAUGAUGAAAUAUUUCAAUAGGUUCUCGUAUAAAUUAAAUAUUUAAAUAUUGACUUCAUUAUGGUAAUAACAUAUUUCUCUCAGUCCGGUGGGAAUUCUAAUCAUAUAUUAUAUUUUUAUACGGAAGUGUCGUUUUUUUACCAAAAAUGUAAUUUGUACAAAAUAUGAUGCAAGUGGUGGUGUCAUUCGACAAAGCUAAUGUAAAAUUUAUAAUAAAUGAAAAAAUAAUGUAAUUUAUCUUAUGAGCAAAACUAUAUGAAAAUGUAUUUUACUACUGGGUGAACACCAGGAAUAAUAAAUAGCCUUAUAACCUCUAUCUAAGCCAUAACACCAAUAUUUGACUUUUUUUAGUGCUUUCCUCGUAAUAUGUGGUUGGAACCACUUUAUAAUAAUAAUGAUAUGGUCUUGCAAUAGUCCUGCUAGCAAAAGUAUAAAAGUUUAGUACUAAUAAUUAUAUUUAUUUUAUUCACAUUCAUAGUGCAAAGCCGUUGCAAUAAUAGCAUUCACGACGAUCUUUAUAUGAAAGUAAAAGGAUGGCUUAUAGACGAAAAUAGCAGUGUCAUUAAUGUUUAUAAUUUAUGUAAUUCCUGAGCAUAUUCAGUUGAAAGCGUGAGAUGGCCUUCUUAAUAUUUAGUUAAAGUCUUGAUCAUAACUUUUUUCUUAUUUAAUAUCAUUUGGUUGGUUUAGUUAAAAUAAUACAGAUGCAUGCUGGCUUUGCCAACAUUUUUACUCUUAAGUGCCGCUGUUUUAUCGAUUGGUAUUCGGCAAAGUUAAAACAUUUUUAUAAAUAUUCAUAAAUAAUAGUACUACUUAGACUUAUAAGAUUACGUGAUGCGAUUCGAUAGAACUUUUAUAUAAAAUUUGGUGUUUGUGUCAUGCUUGAGUGGAAGUUAACAAAAGAAAAUGAAACUAUAUAAAAUACCACUAUUAUCUAAAUACAUACACAUUUGACAAGUAAACUAGAAUUUAAUAAUUUUUUGUAGUACUUGCAAUUUCACAGCAAAAAUUCACAGUGUUCAUCUCUUAAAAAUAACUAGUUUUUAACACUUUCUAAAAUGAUAUUUUACUAUACUUAACAAUAGCAGCAAAAGUAAUACUUGUUUAUUUUUGUUUAGCCAAUAAUGUCUUCACAGUACUUGUUUUAUUAUAUCGAUUCAAAUGUGUAUGAACAAAUUGUGAUAUGUAUUAGGGCGGAUUUACAAAUCGAAAUCUUGUGUAGUUUGACGCUUUUUAUCAAAUUUUAAGUCUAUAUAUAAUAAUGUAACCUAAAAAUGUUUAUAUAUUGUUGCCGAAUCACCUAAUCAUGUACAUUUAAGGAGACAUGAAUACAUAACAAAUAGAAUAGAUAAUAAGUUGGUAGUGUCUUUGAAUGUACAUAUUCAUGCACAUAAUAGAUGUAACAUUAAGCCCAUAUUGGUAAUUCUGGCUAAGAGCCCCAUCAUCGGAAGUUGUGUUACUAUUUAAUUUUUUUACUUGACCAGAAAUGUUACUUUAUCAAUAAAUGAUUAUGUCGAAAUUAUGUAUAUAUAUGAUGUAAUAAAUUAAGAAACUACAGUAAGUUUUCGUAAAGAUGCCUUAGACGUUUUAAGUAAUUUGGGAUAAUACCAACUAAUUUAUACCCUUUUUUUAACUGUCUUUUUACAACUUAAAAAAAAUAACUUAUUUGCAUUAUGUAAGAGAUGAUUUGUGUGAUACGAAUUAAUUUGAUAUUCUGCGUCAAUACAAAAAUACUAUAUUUUAAUUUUAACUAUGUGUGUCGGUUGCGCUAAUUCAUUAACAAGGUUUGAGGUAUUAUGAGAUGAAUAUAGAAUCAUAGCGGUUUAGAAUACGUGCCGAACCUUAUAAAUUAGGACAAAUGGGAUUAUAGACAUAGCUGGUUUACUACUUAUCCAUCUAGAUCCCCAUGUAAGACAAGUCUGUACUCAAACUAUUGGAAAUUAUUCCAAUGUUUGUAAUGUUGGAUUUUUAAUGUUUCUCUGAAUAUAAUCCUAUAUUUGUUUAA